Messenger RNA from Phytophthora infestans T30-4, 2859 nucleotides. Its product is annotated as pre-mRNA-splicing factor ATP-dependent RNA helicase, putative. The record is from RefSeq and is a predicted model, not a curated record. Gene Ontology annotation, molecular function: RNA binding; ATP binding. NCBI's taxonomy places the organism in Eukaryota, Oomycota, Peronosporomycetes, Peronosporales, Peronosporaceae. Gene Ontology annotation, cellular component: catalytic step 2 spliceosome; intracellular anatomical structure. Bases 1 to 2859 code for a protein of 952 amino acids. The transcript has a single exon.
AUGGCUCGUAGCGGCAACGAGGGCAGAUCGCGUCGCUCAGACGGCUUCUCCCGUCGCCGCCGACGCUCAGACAGCGACGACAACGCCGAAUCUGCUCCUCCAAACGCCGAUGAUGGCUCUGACAUUGAGAUUAUUACCGACUUUCGCUCCAAGCGCGAGCUAGAAGCUACCGAAGACGAGUCCAAGCUCUCACCCGACGAACGUGAGCGACUGCGCGACCGCGAGGAACGCGACGCCUUCGCUGAGCGCCUACGUCAGCGCGAUGAGGAACGCACUAAACAUAAACGCAAAGCUGAGGAGAUCGAGGGCCGCAAAGGGCUCACAAGCGACGAGAUCAAGCAGCUCGCCAAGCGCGGGACACUUGACGCCGCACAGAGCGAACGAUUGAACCAAUUGAGGGAACUGAGCCGACAAGAGUACCUUAAAAAGAGGGAAGAGAAAGAGUUAGAGCUCCUAGAAUUCCAAUUACGAGACGAAGACGUGCUGUUCCAAGAGACGAAAAGGUCCAAAAAGGAACAGCAGCAACUGGAACUUAACCAGAGAAUUCUAGAGACCGCUAAAGCUAGAUCUAGAAAAGAAGAAGUAGACGGCUAUCAGAUUCCAGAUUCCUACGAAGAAGUGGACGACGAAGGGAAUCGAAUUCGGAAGAAACAGGACCUUUUAACCGACAGAUACGAAGAGGAAGAAGUGCUUCAUACGGAGCAGGAAGUAUGGGAGGAAACGCAAGUGAAGAUGGCUACAAGCAGGUUCGGAGCUAAGGAUAAACACCGAGAGACUCAGGAAGAAGACGAGCUCGUAUUCGACGACCAGAUUGACUUCAUCUCGCAGCAAAUGCUGUCUGGUCAUCACGUGAGUGACGAAGACGUUAAGGAGGCGAGGAAGAAGAUGGAGCAAGUCAAACAUUUGAGUAUGCAAGAAGGAAGGAAGCAGCUGCCAGUGUAUCCAUAUCGAGAGUCGCUGUUAGAGGCCAUCCGGAAUUACCCGGUUAUUAUCAUUGAAGGAGAGACCGGAUCGGGGAAAACGACGCAGAUCCCGCAGUAUUUACAUGAAGUUGGGUACUCGGAACUCGGUAAAAUCGGCUGUACGCAGCCAAGACGAGUAGCGGCGAUGAGUGUGGCAGCUCGAGUGGCUCAGGAGAUGGACGUGAAAUUGGGCAACGAAGUGGGUUACUCGAUCCGUUUUGAGGAUUGUACGAGUGACAAGACAGUGAUCAAGUACAUGACGGAUGGUAUGCUACUGCGUGAGUUCUUAACCGAGCCAGAUCUGAAAUCCUACAGCGUUAUGAUCAUUGAUGAGGCGCACGAACGCACGCUCAGUACCGACAUUUUGUUCGGGCUGAUUAAGGAUAUCGCUCGGUUCCGGGACGAUAUCAAGAUCAUUGUGGCUAGUGCCACACUGGACGCCACCAAAUUCAGCGCGUACUUUGACGAUGCGCCGAUUUUCAAGAUCCCUGGACGGAUGUUCCCCGUGGAUAUUCUGUACACGAAAGCCCCCGAGGCGGAUUAUCUGGAUGCUGCUAUCGUUACAGUGCUGCAGAUCCACAUUACCCAGCCACUUGGAGACAUUCUCGUGUUCUUUACUGGCCAAGAAGAGAUUGAAGCGGCAGAAGAGAUCUUGCUACAACGAACGCGAGGUCUUGGCUCUCGAAUACGCGAGCUACUGAUCCGACCGAUCUAUGCGACGUUGCCUUCGGAACGUCAAGCUCAAGUGUUUGAACCAACGCCAGAGGGAGCUCGGAAAGUGGUUUUAAGUACGAAUAUCGCCGAGACUUCGCUGACUAUCGCUGGUAUCUGCUACGUGAUCGACACGGGCUUCUGUAAGCAGACGAACUACAACGCACAGACCGGAAUGGAGUCGCUAUUAGUGGCGCCAGUCUCACAAGCCAUGGCCAAUCAGCGUGCUGGACGAGCUGGUCGUACAGCUCCAGGCAAGUGCUUCCGUCUGUACACUGCCUGGUCGUACAAGAACGAGCUGGACGAGAACACUGUGCCUGAAAUCCAGCGUACAAAUCUCGCUAGUGUGGUGCUGCUCAUGAAGUCGCUAGGAAUCAACGAUCUGCUGCACUUCGACUUUAUGGAUCCACCGCCAGAGAAGGCGCUGAUCCGCUCUCUCGAACAGCUUUACGCUCUUGGUGCAUUGAAUGGGUUGGGUGAACUAACGAAGCUUGGACGUCGUAUGGCGGAGUUCCCGCUGGAUCCCAUGAUGUCCAAGGCGCUACUUGCUUCGGAGAAGUUUGGCUGCGUUGAAGAAGUCAUGACGGUCUGUGCCAUGUUAAGUGUGAACAAUUCGAUCUUCUAUCGACCCAAGGACAAGGCGGUGCAUGCUGAUAAUGCGCGUGUCAACUUCGCGCGAGGUGGCGGUGGAGACCACAUCACACUGAUGAACGUCUACAACCAGUGGGUGGAGACCAACUACUCCACUCAAUGGACGUACGAGAACUUUGUGAUCAUGCGAUCGUUAAAGACUGCGCGUGAUGUUCGAGAACAGCUGGAAGGGCUUUGUGACCGUGUGGAGCUCGAGCGGACUAGCAACCGGAGCGACCACGAGCCGAUCCGGAAGGCUAUUUGUGCUGGUUACUUUUAUAACACUGCCAAACUGGAUAACUCGGGACAUUACAAGACCGUGAAGAAGGCGCAAUCUGUUCACAUCCACCCAAGCUCGUGUCUGAUUAAACUUGAGGAAGUCCCGCGAUGGGUGGUGUACCACGAACUGGCCUUCACGACCAAGGAAUAUAUGCGGAAUGUGAUCCCCAUUAAGUCCGACUGGCUCAUGGAACUCGCACCGCAUUAUUAUAAAACCAAGGAAGUCGAGGACGCACGCGCUAAGAAGAUGCCCAAGGCGGUCGGUAGAGCAGGCUAA